Molecule: messenger RNA, 1997 nt
Organism: Ceratotherium simum simum (southern white rhinoceros)
Lineage: Eukaryota; Metazoa; Chordata; Mammalia; Perissodactyla; Rhinocerotidae
Source: RefSeq, a predicted model, not a curated record
UCUGACCCCAGCCCAGCCUCUUCCUGUCCCUGGCUUCCUCUGCAGCCUACUGAGGGAGGUCAGUGGGAGGAGCUUCUCUCGGAUUGGAAUUCCUUAGUGGAAUGCAGACAGCUUAAGGUCACAGAGGCCUCUAUGAUAUCACCACAAGGAGGAGUAAGACCACUUGGAAUGAAGUUUCUUUGAGGAGUGGAAGGAGACUGAGCAACGAUGACCGAUAAUCAAAAGAUCUGGUGGCAGCAUUGGACCGACACCACCAAUAUCAAGCCUUUGAACGUCAUAAGGGCCACUCAUGAGCCCUACAUCCGGCCAGAGGAGCAGGUACUCAUCAACCGCCGAGACGUCACUAAUAGAAGGGAUGCCUGGGACAUGCAGGAGUUCAUCACGCGCAUGUAUAUCAAGCAGCUGCUCAGACACCCGGCCUUCCAGCUGCUGCUGGCUAUGCUGCUGGUGGUCAACGCUAUCACCGUCGCACUCCGCACCAACUCCUUCCUUGGCCAGAAACACUAUGAGUUGUUCUCUACCAUAGAUGACAUUGUGCUGACCAUCCUUAUCUGUGAGGUUCUCCUUGGCUGGUUAAAUGGCUUCUGGAUUUUCUGGAAGGACGGCUGGAACAUCCUCAACUUCCUUAUCAUCUUUAUCUUGCUCCUGGGGUUCUUCAUUAACGAACUCAGUGUCAUCUCUAUCACCUACACCCUCAGGGUGCUUCGUCUGGUACAUGUGUGCAUGACGGUGGAGCCCCUGGCCCGGAUCAUCCGCGUCAUCCUGCAGUCGGUACCUGACAUGGCCAAUAUCAUGGCUCUCAUCCUCUUCUUCAUGCUGGUGUUCUCCGUGUUUGGGGUCACUCUCUUUGGUGGUUUCGUGCCCACACAUUUCCAGAACAUGCAGGUUGCCCUGUACACCCUCUUCAUCUGCAUCACCCAGGAUGGCUGGGUGGACAUCUACAGUGACUUUCAGAUGGAGACGAGGGAGUACGCAAUGGAGAUUGGGGGUGCCAUCUACUUUGCCAUCUUCAUCACCAUCGGUGCCUUCAUUGGCGUCAACCUCUUGGUUGUCGUGGUGACCACCAAUCUGGAGCAAAUGAUGAAGGCAAGAGAGCAGGGGCAACAGCAUCAAGUAACUUUCAGUAAGACAGACGACCAGGAAGACGGGAAUAACGAGCUGCCACUGGUGCACUGUGUGGUCGCCCGUUUGGAGAUGUCUGGCCUCCCCCAGGAGCCGCUUAUGGGGGGCCCCCUGUCGAACCUCUCGGAAAACACAUGCGAUAACUUUUGCUUGGUGCUCGAGGCAAUACAGGAGAACUUGAUGCAGUACAAGGAGAUCCGAGAUGAGCUCAACACGAUAGUGGACGAAGUACGCUCCAUCCGCUUCAACCAGGAGCAGGAGGAGGAGCUGAUGCACAGGCCCUUGUCGCUGAGCCAGUCGAUGGAGAUCGGGUCCUCCGUGGACAUCCGUGAAAUGACUUGCCAGCAAGACUUGAUCACCGCGCUCAUCAACAGGGAAAAGGUUCAGGAAUCCAACACAAAUGUACUCCUUAACAAACACAAGGCCAGCCGCUGAAAGGGCAGGACGGGAGCCGAGGGACCUGCGCACACACACCCGUGUAUCCCUAGCAUGGGUGCAUCUUCCUGUAUCCCUAGCAUGACUUGGCACAACCUGGCCUGAGCCUAUCCUCUCCCUUACACCUGGGCAGAUGCCUGGGGCUGUGAAGGGGAAGGAAUCUCUAGGGCUUGUGCCUGCGAACUCCAGGUCCAGAGGAGCCAGGAUGGAGAAGGAUGCUGGAUGACAGUGGGAGCCCUGCCACAAGGAUGAGCAGAGAAGGGGGGUACUGGCCGAGGCAGCAGGGAUUUGUCCUAAGGAUGGGCAUCCCUGGCCGCCUGCUCUAGGCCAGAGCUAGAUGGGGCCUAAGUGGGCCCAACCACCAAGAGGAGAAAGGUGAGGCCAAUGGGGCCAGGCAUCUGUGUGUGACAAUAAAGUUUUGUGUUGAGAUCAAUGUGUGU